Messenger RNA from Sander lucioperca (pikeperch), 1733 nucleotides. Its product is annotated as zinc finger BED domain-containing protein 1-like. Gene Ontology annotation, cellular component: nucleus. Gene Ontology annotation, biological process: regulation of transcription by RNA polymerase II. Gene Ontology annotation, molecular function: protein dimerization activity. The transcript is spliced from 2 exons. The coding region runs from base 1026 to 1733 and encodes 235 amino acids. NCBI's taxonomy places the organism in Eukaryota, Metazoa, Chordata, Actinopteri, Perciformes, Percidae. The record is from RefSeq and is a predicted model, not a curated record.
CAUUUAGCCACCAUUGGACUGUAAAAUGAAGGAGGGAGACGAGAAUGCGCUGCCUGGAUCAUUAAUUGGAACAUUUACUCAUAAAAAACGGCCUGACGGAAGUGUGGAUAAAAAUAAAGUCGUCUGCAAUGUCUGCAGCAAGGAAUUUGCAUAUCACCGGAGUUUGUCAACUCUAAAGUACCACCUCAAUGCGAAGCAUCCAGGAGUUAACGUUAAUCCGGAGGUAGGCUUACGACCUACCACGUCCCGUGAUACCGACUGUAGCAGUCAACGUCAUCUUCAAACCACACUGGAGCAAACACUGAAACGCAAACUUAGCAUAUCUGUAUGUGACCGACUGAGCAAUUCUCUUGCUAAAUGGAUCACAAUGUCCUGCAGACCAGUUUCGGUGAUAGAAGACAGGGGGUUAGCAGAGGUUUUGCAAAUAGCCUCUUCAGACAUAACAUAUAACCCGCCAUCGCGAAACACCAUUAUGUUAAAAAUCCAGCAGCUGUACGACACUGAAAAAAAAAACAAAAGGAGAUUUAUUGGUGGGAGCGGAAUAUAUCGUGCUGACAGGGGAUCACUGGACUUCAGUUAGCAAUCACAAUUACCUUGGUGUUACGGCACACAUCAUUGACUGUGAGUGGAAACUCCAGUCAUUUGCGUUAGCAAUGCUAAAAACGGACGCCAGGCAUUCCGCCGAUGCCUGCGCAUAGCAGUUUUUGUCUGUGGCGGAGGCAUGGGGAGUUCAACAAAAGAUCACCACACUCGGCACAGACAGCGCCCGAAACAUGAUUGCUGCGGCGAGAAAGCUUCCAUAUGAGCACAUGCCUUGCGUUGCUCAUAUGUUACAGAGAAGCAUCACUGUUUGCCUCGCAGACAGUGGGUUUUGUGACACAUUGGCAAAGUGUCGUAAGAUAGUGGGACAUUUUAAACAUAGCCCUGCUAAUACAGAGGAGCUCCACCAGCAGCAAAAUGAACUUGGGCAACUGACAGAAAGUCUGAUUCAGGACGUUCCCACAUGAUGGAACUCGUCACUCACCAUGAUCUCUCAUCUCCUGAAGAACCAGGAGGCUAUCAAGGCUACACUGAGCAGACAGAAGCACAAGCUGACUAUGUUGACUACAUCUGAGUGGGACAAACUUCAGAGGCUGGAAACCAUCCUUGAACCAUGCAAAUAUGUGACUGAGCUCCUUGGAGGUGAGACUUAUGUUUCUUGCUCUGUGGUGUUGCCUGCUCUCUGCCACCUGUACCGCACAAUGGACGUUUCAGAGGAGGACCGAGCCUACAUAGGACAAUUCCUGUCUGAACGACAAGCAAACCUCAACAAUGGAUGGCUCAACAUAGCUUCUGCACUGGACCCACGCUUCAAGGACUUGAAGUAUCUUCAAAGAGGAGACAGAGAAGAGGUGUGGACCAGUCUUGAGGUACUGCUGCAAAAUAAACCCAGUACGGCUACCCCAGAGCCUGCAGAGGAGCCACCGAAAAAGAGAAGCCUCCUACUCUUUGCUUCAGACACAGACUCAGAUAAUGACACGGUGGAACCAAGCAGGGCUCUGAACCGCUACAAAGCAGAGCCCAGCAUCAGCAUGGAGGAAUGCCCGCUGCAGUGGUGGACAACUCAUGCAGGAGCCCAUCAACAGCUGUCUGUCCUGGCUCGCAAAUAUCUGGCUGCGCUUGCCAGUUCUGUCCCUUGUGAGAGACUUUUUUCACUUGCAGGUAAUAUAGUCCAAAAAAGAGGGCAGCCUUGA